Durotheca rogersii is the source of this 1171-nucleotide messenger RNA. Its product is annotated as transaldolase. Gene Ontology annotation, cellular component: intracellular anatomical structure. Gene Ontology annotation, biological process: pentose-phosphate shunt, non-oxidative branch; carbohydrate metabolic process. Lineage: Eukaryota; Fungi; Ascomycota; Sordariomycetes; Xylariales; Xylariaceae. Gene Ontology annotation, molecular function: transaldolase activity. The transcript has 5 exons. The coding region runs from base 146 to 1159 and encodes 337 amino acids. The record is from RefSeq and is a predicted model, not a curated record.
ACCGCUUAUAUCACAGGCAGCGAUCUCGGAUGAGGUGGGGGAGGUUGCGUGGGACUGAUCGGGCAUGUCUAGCAUCCAAAACUUCUCCGGCCCACACAUCUAAGGGAUACCUUUCACAAACCGUUCGGCAGCGACAUCAUACGAAAUGGGGACCGACGCACAGCAAACGAGUCUGUUGGACGUGCUGCGAUCGCGCAGCGCGGUGGACUGCGAUACGUUUGACGUCGAUGUGCCUACGAAGCUCGGCCCGUUCGUGGAUUGCACAUCAAAUCAGGCUAUCGCGUACGGCGAACUUGUCCGCCUCGAUGGGGACGGGCGUCCGAUCCAUGCCCAGUUGAUCCAGGACGCCAUUAGCUUUGCGUCGGCGAAAGAAAGCGUAUAUCCGGAUGUCAACACAGCCGAGUUGGCGGUGGAGGUAAUGAUGGUGAAGCUGGCUCUCAGGAUAGUUCCCUAUCUCAAGGGCUACUCCCAUAUCCAGACCAACCCCAAGUAUGCUUACGACAAGCGCAAGACGGUGGAGAAUGGCAAACGUAUCGUGGCGAUAUUCGCAGAGCUUGACCCGACCUACGACACCGGAAGAGUGUGCAUCAAGGUGCCAUCGACCUGGGAGGGCAUGCAGGCGUGCCGUGACCUAGAGAAGCAGGGGAUUGCGACGCUCGCAACAACCAUGUUUUGCCUCGAGCAGGCCGCUCUCGCCGCUCACGUAGGUUGCACUUAUAUCGCGCCUUACAUCAACGAGUUGCGCGUGCAUUUUGACAAGAGUUACGUCGACGAGAAUAAGGCAUUCGGGUUCUGCGGUUCUGCUCAGCGAUACUACGAGAAGAUCGGGAGCAAGACGCAGGUCUUGCCUGCUAGCUUGACCUCCAUCCAGGAGGUCAUGAAGCUGGCGGGCGCUCACCACAUCACCAUCGCUCCUCACUUGCUGACUGAACUAGCCGAAACGGCGGCGGACCCCUGGGGAGGAGAGAUCGGGAGCGUGUUCGAAGGCCAAGAGGGAGAAGCGGUACGCGAUUACAGCAGCGUAGUGGAGGACGAGAGCGCUUGGCGCCUGGCCUUUACCCGGAGUUGGGAGGGCAAAGCCGAAGGCAAGAUCAUCCAGGCGAUUAACAUAUUCUGCAACAAGCAGGACGCCCUGGAGGGUUUAGCUCGGCGGGGAUGAUCACAACGACGG